Molecule: messenger RNA, 1870 nt
Organism: Leguminivora glycinivorella
Lineage: Eukaryota; Metazoa; Arthropoda; Insecta; Lepidoptera; Tortricidae
Product: membrane-bound alkaline phosphatase-like
Biological process (GO): dephosphorylation
Molecular function (GO): alkaline phosphatase activity
Source: RefSeq, a predicted model, not a curated record
UGUAUCGUUCCAUCUCGCCACCACUUAGGAUACGGCAUACGAUGCGUCCCUCGCUGCUGACGUUGUCGGUGUCGCUGGCGCUGCUGGCUAUGGCGCGCGGCGACCGCUACCACCCCGCGCGCCGCGCGCCCGCCACCGCCGCCCCCGCCAGCGCGCGCGCCGCCACGCCGGACGAGGCCGAGCGCAGCGCCGCCUACUGGUACUCGGAGGCGUUCGCCGCCAUCGACGAGCGGCUGGUGGAGCCUACAUACGACGAGGUGGCGCGGAACGUGGUCAUGUUCCUGGGCGACGGGCUGUCGGUGCCGACGCUGGCGGCGGCGCGCGCGCUGCGCGGCCAGCGCGCCGGCCGCCCCGGCGAGGAGGAGCGCCUCUCCUACGAGCACUUCCCCGUCACCGGCCUCGCUAAGACGUACUGCGUGGACAAGCAGAUCCCCGACUCGGCGUGCACGGCGACGGCGUACCUGUGCGGCGUGAAAAACAACUACGGCACGCUCGGCGUGACGGCCGCCGUGCCGCGCCACGACUGCGCCGCCUCCGCCGACCCCGCCACGCACCUCGACUCCAUCGCCGCCUGGGCGCUCGCAGACGGCCGCAGCGCCGGCAUUGUAACAACAACUCGCAUCACGCACGCGUCACCCGCCGGCGCAUACGCCAACAGCGCCAACCGCGGCUGGGAGAGCGACAGCGACGUGCGCGCCGACGGCCAAGACCCCGCGCGCUGCCCCGACAUCGCCGACCAGCUCGUCAACUCGCAUCCCGGCAACAAGUUCCAGGUGAUUUUGGGCGGUGGACGCCGCGCGUUCCGGCCAAACACUACAUUUGAUGAGGAAAGUCAGCCGGGUCGGCGCUGGGAUGGUCGCGAUUUAAUCGAAGAAUGGCGCGUGCAGCGUGACGAGGCCGGACAAUCGAACGCUUACGUCUGGAACCGAGCCGGGCUGCUCGGUGCCAUAAACAGUCCACCCGAUUACCUGCUGGGACUGUUCGAGAGCGGCCACAUGCAGUACGCGGCGGAGGCGCGCCAGGCCGGCAACGACGAGCCCACGCUGGCCGAGAUGACGGAGGCUGCCAUCCGCGUGCUGUCCAAGAACCCGCGCGGCUUCUUCCUGUUCGUGGAGAGCGGGCGCAUCGACCACGCCCACCACGACAACAUGCCGCACCUGGCGCUCGAUGAGACGCUGGCGCUGGCCGCCGCCGUGACGCGCGCCGACGAGCUGCUGCCGCGCGCCAGCUCGCUGCUCGUGCUCACGGCCGACCACUCGCACGUCAUGGCGUACAACGGCUACUCGCGCCGCGGCAAUGACAUCCUCGGCGUGUCCGAUGACCUAGGCGACGACGACGUCCCCUACAUGACGCUCUCCUACACCAACGGGCCCGGCUACCGCCCUCACGUCGACGGCAGGCGCGCCGACGUCACCAGCGACAACACCUUCCCGGCGGUCGCUUGGAAAAGCCACGCGGAGGUGCCGCUGGAGUCGGAGACGCACGGCGGCGAGGACGUGGCGGUGUUCGCGCGCGGGCCGGCGCAGGCGCUGUUCACGGGGCUGUACGAGCAGAGCCAGCUGCCGCACCUCAUGGCGCACGCGGCGUGCCUGGGCCCGGCCGCGGCGCGCCGCGCGCUCUGCAGCGGCGCCGAGCUCGCCGCGCCCGCCGCCGCGCUCUUAUUCGCGCUCCUCGCGGCGCUCUUCCACAUGCACUGAACGAUACGUGGCAGCGACUCUUUAGCCAGCACAACCGAAUGCUAAGGUCUCCUGUAAUAUCAACGUUUAAUAUUGAACCUAUAGACUGGACUUGUAUUUAAUUUGAAUGUUAAUUACGUAAAUAUGUGAUGUUAGUUUUUAAUUACAUUUAAGAGUAAAAUUAUUGUACGAUC